Messenger RNA from Kazachstania africana CBS 2517, 3318 nucleotides. It is a transcript of the gene BEM3, whose product is annotated as GTPase-activating protein BEM3. Bases 1 to 3318 code for a protein of 1105 amino acids. The transcript has a single exon. Gene Ontology annotation, cellular component: cytoplasm. Lineage: Eukaryota; Fungi; Ascomycota; Saccharomycetes; Saccharomycetales; Saccharomycetaceae. The record is from RefSeq and is a predicted model, not a curated record. Gene Ontology annotation, molecular function: phosphatidylinositol binding. Gene Ontology annotation, biological process: regulation of GTPase activity; signal transduction.
AUGAGUAGGCAGACAAGUGGGAGUGCGACUCUGGAUUUGCUCUCACAGUAUAAUAGUUAUAUUUCUGAAAGAGAUAAAGCUAUAGAGGAAAUUGAAAAAAAAUCAGACUUUGAUGAUAAGAGACUCUCAUAUGAUGACUUGUUCAAAGAAAACGUGAAAUUGAAAUUACAAGUUACUGAAUAUGAAGCUGAAAUUAGCAGUCUAAAGAAAAUGAUAGACCUACUUAAGAAGAACAGAAAUUCAGUGAUACUAGAACAGACACAUGGGAACACAGAAGAAGCGGAAUUGGUACAUAAUGAAGUUGUCUUGCCUCCGAGAUCUGCUAAUAGAAAGACGAACGCAAAGGACUUGACCAUUGGGAUUCCGAACAAGACUCCCAAAUCAAGUUUCGAGAGCUCAAUUGAGUCAGUACCCAAAAGCUCAUCAAGUGUCGAUUUUACAAGGUCUAAUGACUUGAAAACUGAUGAGCCAAACCAGCUUAGAAACCUGUCAUCAUCUUCUAAAGUGACCACACAGAGCCUCGAAAGGAUGCCCGAUACGUUUUUUGAAGAGCCAGGGGCUAGUACAACGACAGUGGAUCUGUUAAACACGGAAAAUGACGAAACUUUACCAUUUCUGAAUUCAAAAUCACAAUCAAAUCUAUCAGCCAAGUCUAAUGAUAUAUUUGGAAGUCCCGCUGCUUCAGUAACCUAUACGACUUCUAGAAUCACUAUAAAGUCACCAAAUAAGUCUUUACGUUCUCCAUUACAGGAUAGAUCCCAUUUUAAAUCUCCUCAAAGUGCAAACAGAAUCACAGCAGUGGUUAAUAAUCAACUUCAUUCUCCUUCUAAGACGUUAUCCGAAGAUACAAACUUAUUUGCAAGAUCAUCUCCUCACAUUAUCAACAAUAUGACUAGUCCAUCACAGGAGAGAAAUGCGACAGUUUCACAUAAAGAUUUAGAGUUUUCUCCCGAUGCUAAAGCUAAACUAACAACAUUCAGCCAAUUGCUCGAUAAUUCGUUUGGAGAAGACCAGAACUCUCCAGUCACAAAUGGUAGCAUAAAGGAUCAACACUCAGCGACAUCGCUUCCUUACGCACCAGCGUUACCUCCUCCAAAGUUCGUCAACUCAAAUAUGUCUUCCCCUGGCUCCAACCAGUUAGGAUCUCCUGUCAUUUUGAAUAAAACACGUCCAAUGAUCAAUCUAAUGGAAAGUGGAAGUCCUCUUCCACUGGGUCUUCAAAGUAGCCCAGCUUCCACAGAGCCUCGUCAUAAUGGUAAUGGCAACGGGACUAUAGUUGUAACAAAAACCUUACUAUGGAUAGUAUAUCUGCAUCUUCUCAAAGUACAUACAACAACAAUCAGACCAAAAUUCCCAUCUACUAUCAAGUUUCCCAUCCAUACCAUCCAAUUCGGCGCAAAAUUCACUGAAAUAAAUAAUAGGCAACGCUCACCCAGCACAAACACCGUAAGAUCUACAGCUCAAAGUUUCAUGUCUGAUAUACCAUUAUUUGUGCAACCAGAAGAAUUUGGUACCAUUAGAGUAGAGGUUGUAAGUUCUUUAUACCAAGACAACGAGACGGAAAUGGAAAGUGAAGAUAACUCGAUAUUAAUCAGUGUAAUUGACAGAAAAUCAGAUAAAGAAAUGUUCAAAUUUGCUAAAUCAAUCCAAAAAAUUAGAGAACUAGACGUCUAUUUGAAAUCUCACGUUUCAACUUUAUCAUUACCAUCAUUACCCGAAAGGGCAUUAUUCAGGACCAUAGUGCCGUCAAAAGUCGAUACGAGAAGAGAAAAGUUGAAUGAUUAUUUUAGGAGUAUAUUUAGCGUCCCUGAAUAUCCUCAAAAUGUUUCUUUAAAAAUUGCCCAAUUUUUAAGCACCGAUACCGCUAUGAACCCUGUUGUUCUUGGUGAUACCAGUAAAGAAGGCACUUUGAUAAUGCGAAGACCUAAAAAGACUUUGAGUAACAACACCUCAUGGAAAGUCAGAUAUGGUAUGUUAAACGGUGCUCAAUUACAGUUGUUGGAUAAUGGACAACUUGCUGAGACGAUACGAUUAAGACAAGCAACAAUUGAAUUAGUUCCUAAUAUCCCAGAAGACAAGUAUGGUACAAAGAAUGGAUUUCUCAUUACUGAGCAUAAGAAGAAUGGGUUGUCUGCAAGUACUAAAUAUUUCUUGUGUAGUGAAACAUCCAAGGAAAGGGAACUUUGGGUUGCAGCUCUGAGUGAAUUCACGGAUACUGGUUCAUUAUCUUCAGCCAACACAAGCCAUUCAAAUGCACCAACAUUAAAAUUAAAUAAACCUACUGAAUCGAAGAAUUUUUUUGCAAAACCUGAGAUAUCCCAACCACCAGGUUUUGAUGAUCAAGUAUAUGUUACCGACUUGUCACAGGUUGAUGGAGCUCAUUCUCAUCACUCAACCAUAACAAGCAACACAGGCUUUGACACCACACUAUCCUCAUCGCCUCGGGAGCAUGGCGAAAACAAUAUUGAAGACGACAGAGAGCUUAGACGUAUCAAAAUGAGAAGUCUUUUCCCCUUUAAAAAACUGACCACUACAUCAGGUAGUAGCGGGGGCGACAUAUUAGAAUCACAAGAACCUGGUCUUAAGUCUCCCGAUAAACUAGCCAGCAUAUUCUCAUCUCCAGUGAGCAAACAUCCUCUAAAUUCAGCUAAUGAACCUGCGGUAUUUGGAACAUCCUUGGAAAUAUGUUUGAAGCUAAGUUCUCACACUUAUCAAGGUGUUUUUGAAAUACCGAGCGUGGUUUAUAGAUGUUUAGAAUAUCUUUACAAAAACAUGGGGAUUCAAGAAGAGGGCAUUUUCAGAUUAAGCGGUUCGAGCAAUUUGAUCAAAUCGGUACAAGAGCAAUUUGACAGGGAAUAUGAUAUCGACUUAUGCUCCUAUAACGUUGGAGGGGAUGAAGAAUCUUUUCUGGGUGUCAACACAGUUUCUGGUAUUCUAAAAUUAUAUUUGAGAAGACUGCCACAUCUGAUUUUUGGUGAUGAGCAAUUCCAAAUCUUUAAAGAUAUUACCGAUAACAAUCACAACAAUCCAGAAGCCAUUGCCAUUGAAUUCAGAAAUAUUAUAAAAGGCGGCCGCGUGCCGCGUGCAAAUGUUUCUUUAAUGUACUCACUUUUUGAACUGUUGUUGAGGAUCAAUGAGAACAGUAAAUAUAAUAAGAUGAAUUUGAGAAAUUUGUGCAUCGUGUUUUCUCCCACUUUAAAUAUACCAAUCACUAUGUUACAACCCUUUAUUGAGGAUUUCAAAUGUAUUUUCAAGGGAGAAGAGCCUAUUAGUAAUGACAAGAGAGAAAGUUUAGAUAUUCAUAUCCCAGGCGUGUAG